Molecule: messenger RNA, 2675 nt
Organism: Diospyros lotus (date-plum)
Lineage: Eukaryota; Viridiplantae; Streptophyta; Magnoliopsida; Ericales; Ebenaceae
Product: exocyst complex component SEC6
Exons: 25
Coding region: 103-2373 (756 amino acids)
Biological process (GO): exocyst localization; exocytosis
Cellular component (GO): exocyst
Molecular function (GO): SNARE binding
Source: RefSeq, a predicted model, not a curated record
CUUCUCCCAUCCCAGGCAUCACUGUUCAUUUUGAAUGGUCGCAUCAAAGUAGAGAGAUGCAUUUGCGUAGGCGUGAGAUCAACGGAUAAUUCAACCGGCAAAAUGAUGGGUGAAGAUCUUGCGAUCGAAGCCAAAGAGGCGGCUGUUCGCGAGGUCGCCAAGCUCUUGCCUCUACCUGAGCUCUUGCAAUCCAUCGCAUCAAUCAAGGCUGACUACAUUUCUCGGCAGCAGGCAAAUGAUGCACAACUUAGUACAAUGGUGGCAGAACAGGUUGAGCAGGCACAAGCUGGGCUAGAAUCACUUUCCUUGUCUCAAAAGACUAUAACCCAACUUCGUGAGAAUUUUAUUUCUAUUGAAAAGCUGUGUCAAGAAUGUCAAACGUUAAUUGAAAAUCAUGAUCAGAUAAAGCUCCUUAGUAAUGCAAGGAAUAACUUGAACACAACUCUGAAGGAUGUGGAGGGCAUGAUGUCAAUUUCUGUUGAAGCUGCUGAGGCACGUGAUUCUUUGAGUGAUGAUAAGGAACUCAUUAACACUUACGAGAGGUUAACGGCUCUUGAUGGAAAGAGAAGGUUUGCUUUAGCAGCUGCAGCCUCUCACAAAGAAGAGGUAGGCAGACUAAGAGAAUAUUUUGAAGAUGUAGAUCGUUCCUGGGAGACAUUUGAGAAGACGUUGUGGGUUCAUAUGUCCAACUUCUACAAACUCUCUAAAGAAAGCCCACAAACUCUGGUUCGGGCAUUAAGGGUUGUUGAAAUGCAAGAAGUCCUUGAUCAGCAACUUGCUGAAGAAGCAGCUGAGGCCGAGGGAAAUGGAGCAAUGGAAACAGUUGCAAAUCCUCGCAGAAAUACCAAAAAAUCUACCACUACAUUGGCAUCUUCUAGAAACCUAACACAGCAGAAAUUGAAGGUCCAGGGGAAAGGUUACAAGGAUAAAUGCUAUGAGCAGAUAAGGAAGACUGUUGAAGACCGUUUUAGCAAACUUCUGUCUGAGCUUGUUUUUGAGGACCUAAAAUCAGCUUUAGAGGAAGCUCGACUGAUUGGGGAAGAGCUUGGAGAUAUAUAUGACUAUGUGGCUCCUUGUUUUCCUCCAAGAUAUGAGAUAUUCCAGUUCUUGGUAAAUCUUUAUACUGAGAGGUUCACUCAGUGGCUGAGACUACUCAGUGACAGAGCAAACGAUCUUACAAACAUAGAAAUUCUAAAGGUAACUGGGUGGGUGGUUGAAUAUCAAGAAAUUCUGAUUGGACUUGGUGUUGAUGAGUCCUUAGCUCAAGUUUGUUCUGAGAGUGGUGCAAUGGAUCCCCUCAUGAAUGCAUAUGUUGAAAGAAUGCAGGCUACAACAAGGAAAUGGUACACAAACAUCCUUGAGGCUGAUAAGGUACAGCCACCAAAGAAAACAGAAGAUGGGAAGCUAUAUACACCUGCUGCUGUUGAUUUGUUUAGGAUCCUUGGGGAACAAGUGCAAAUUGUUCGGGAAAACAGCACUGAUCUCAUGUUAUACAGAAUUGCUUUGGCCGUUAUUCAGGUAAUGAUUGAUUUCCAAGCAGCUGAAAGAAAGAGGAUUGAAGAGCCAGCCUCUGAAAUUGGUCUAGAACCUUUAUGUGCACUGAUUAACAACAAUCUGCGCUGCUAUGACCUGGCAAUGGAGUUAAGUACCAGUACUUUAGAAACUCUUCCAGAGAGCUAUGCUGAGCAGAUUAAUUUUGAAGAUACUUGCAAAGGUUUCCUUGAGGUUGCAAAGGAAGCUUUGCAUCAAACUGUUAGUGUUAUUUUUGAAGAUCCAGGAGUGCAGGAAUUACUGGUCAAACUUUAUCAAAAAGAAUGGUGUGAAGGACAGGUCACAGAGUACUUAGUUGCAACAUUUGGUGAUUAUUUUACAGAUGUAAAGAUGUACAUUGAAGAAAGAUCAUUUAGGAGAUUUGUUGAAAACUGUCUGGAGGAAACUGUCAUUGUUUAUGUUGAUCAUCUGCUCAUUCAGAAAAAUUACAUCAAGGAAGAAACUAUUGAAAGAAUGAGGCUGGAUGAAGAAGUUAUCAUGGAUUUCUUCAGAGAGUACAUAAGUGUUUCUAAAGUUGAAAACAGAGUGAGAAUUCUGAGCGACUUGAGAGAGCUUGCUUCAGCUGAGAGCUUGGAUUCUUUCACACUUAUUUACACAAACAUCCUUGAACAUCAACCUGACUGCCCGCCUGAGGUUGUAGAAAGACUAGUUGCGCUGCGAGAAGGCAUACCGCGGAAGGAUGCUAAGGAGGUUGUACAAGAAUGUAAAGAGAUUUACGAGAAUGCUCUUGUUGAUGGAAACCCACCAAAGGCUGGUUUUGUUUUCCCGAGGGUGAAGUGCCUAUCUAAUUCCAGAGGAUAUAUUUGGCGAAAAUUAACAUAAGCUCUCCUGGUUCUAAUUCUAAUGCCCUAUUGUAUAAAUCAAGGUUUCUAUCCUUUCCUUUUCUCCUUUCCUUGUGCUUCCGGAUUUAGUUUCCUUGUCUUUUUCUGAUAACUCUCUCUCUCUCUCUCUCUCUCUCUCUCUCUCUCUGGCAUUCACUUGAAUUUCUUUUUCGAUUGGAUACUAUAGAAAUUUUCCCAGUUUUCAAGUGUCAUUGUCCAAGAUGAUUUUCGUUGUAACAUGAGUGAUUUUUAGCUUCGGACUAUUGUGAUUGCCCUGUUCUUAAAGAGAUUUUGUUCUUGUUA